Molecule: messenger RNA, 242 nt
Organism: Staurois parvus
Lineage: Eukaryota; Metazoa; Chordata; Amphibia; Anura; Ranidae
Source: the annotation of a GenBank genome assembly
CUAAGCAGGCUAUAUUUACAUAGGUAACGCUCACAUGCAGGGGCGGACUGACCAUUUGGAAACUCGGGGCACUGCCCAAGGGCCUGGGGUCAGUAGGGGGCCCCAUGAGUUGCCCCUGGUACCUUUUUCAUAGGCUUUUUUGAGUUUGGGCAAGGACACAGGGGCCCCAUGAUCCCCUAUUGCCCGUCGGCCCCAUGAGUUGUCAGUCAGCCUCCGGUCCGCCCCUGCCGAUGACUGAAUAU